Lingula anatina is the source of this 981-nucleotide messenger RNA. RefSeq lists its product as uncharacterized. Gene Ontology annotation, molecular function: zinc ion binding; double-stranded RNA binding; single-stranded RNA binding. The record is from RefSeq and is a predicted model, not a curated record. NCBI's taxonomy places the organism in Eukaryota, Metazoa, Brachiopoda, Lingulata, Lingulida, Lingulidae. Gene Ontology annotation, cellular component: precatalytic spliceosome; nucleus.
CAAAGUACUGUCCCAAGCUUUGAUGGCAUACAGACAAAAUAAGGCUGGUGGGUCAAACCCAGCACCAUCAGCUUCCUCUGUAGCCAGUUGUUCAUCAGGAGCAGCCACAACUUUUGGCUCUCAGUCAAAUGUGACAUCAGAACGUCAACUCCAACCCCCUCCCUUGCCUCCAGUGCCACCUAUACCUAUGCUCCAGCCUAUACCUCCACCCCUACCCAAGAGCAGUUACCCCUCAAACUUCCCUAGUUCUGAUGAUUAUGGACAAGACUAUGACCCCUACAGAGACACCUCCUUUACAUCAUUUGGACAAUCCUGAGGUGGACAGCAGGGAUGGCUGGGGAUUGUACAAAUUGGAAGAGAGGAUCACUUUAUAGUUUUGUGUUCACCUGGAACAGCUCAGAAGUUCUGCACAAAGUCAGUAGGAGAGAACACGUCCUAUCAACUUAAUGGGGCAGAUGACUUACAGGCCAAGAAGUGCUCCUUUUGGUUAAUUUCUUAUGUGGACCAAUAAGUGACUAUGAAAAUUAAUGGCAAAGAAACCAAUUUAUUUGUGCAAAAAAUAAAGUUUUUACAGUUUUUUUUCCAUGACCACAUUAGUAAUUUUCUCUUGGUAAUUGAUAGUAACUUUUGGCAUUCAUACAUAAAACGGUUACAGUAAGCAUUUUUCAGUUUUUUUUUUUUUAAUUUUCAUUUGGCCUUUAAGCAUUAGUGACAGUGCCAUCCCUUAUAAUUUAAUUGUUCAUUUUUUAAUCAAAUUCAUGGCAUACUAAUCAGUCAAUUAACAAAUUGACUAUGAUGUGACAUGGGGGAAGUUGAUUUGUCCCACUGCUUGAUCAAAAAUGCAAGUAAAUAGCAUUGCUGCUAGUCAAUGCUACAUCAUUGCUACAUCAAUGUUCUAUUUUCUCCUUUUAUAAAUUAUAAUUUACGGUUAUUUCUUGAUCUUUUCAAUGGGCAAAAGUUAUCAGCUUUCUUGUUACAUAA